Messenger RNA from Wasmannia auropunctata (little fire ant), 3823 nucleotides. It is a transcript of the gene Mcm10, whose product is annotated as protein MCM10 homolog. Gene Ontology annotation, cellular component: replication fork protection complex; nucleus. Gene Ontology annotation, biological process: DNA replication initiation; DNA replication. The record is from RefSeq and is a predicted model, not a curated record. Bases 224 to 2428 code for a protein of 734 amino acids. Lineage: Eukaryota; Metazoa; Arthropoda; Insecta; Hymenoptera; Formicidae. The transcript is spliced from 2 exons. Gene Ontology annotation, molecular function: DNA replication origin binding; single-stranded DNA binding.
UCUGGCUGAGAAUUGGCGGGUAACCGUCGGGUGUGACUGCUGUGACGUUCGGUCAUGUAAAUAAUUGUACAUACCGCGUAUUAUAUGCGAAAAUCGUUGGAUAAUGCAUCGAUAAUUGUGAUUCGAAAGCAUUUACGCGAACGAUUUCUGUGAUGAUGAAGCAGCAUUUUUGUUGAAUUUUUUUAAAUAUAAAAAGGAACGCGUGAGUAAGAAAAAUUGAAACAUGGAGCAUGAAGACAGUGACUGUGAUCUAGACAUCUUAAAUAAUCUCAUAUCAAAUAAUACCGAAGAGACUGAGCAAUCUAAACAUGUUGGAGAACUGCCUGAACAUUCCACGCUAUCAGAACCAAAAAAGACUCUGACAGAAUUGCAAUUCAAUUUCUUAGAUUCUACACCUAGUAACAUAAAUAAUGAGGCUAAACCAACUGAGAAUGAGAAAGUCACAAGUGAGAUUUAUGAUGACAAACUUGAUUCUUCUGACGACGAAGACAAGCGAUAUUUCGAGGAGCAGAAGUAUUCCAAUUACGGGCGGGAGAUAAAACAAUUGUUAAAAGAAUGCUCUUCGUUGAAGACUGAACAGCCUGCAAAAUUACAAGUAGAAAAAACUGUUAAUUUUAAUUUUAAUAAUAACAAGGGUAAGACAUUUGACUUUAAUAGCGCUAUAAAAGGUAAUGACAAUAGUAAAGCAAAGGACGUGUACAGCGAUCCCUUCUUCGGAAUAAGAAUAGUUAGUCCCCUUGUGUCCUCGGCUGAAUUGAGAGAUCGUAUGAAGGACAAGAUAGCUGUAACAGUAUCAAGAGUCAAGAGCCACAUUAUUUCUGACAAUAUACACAACGACUGGGUGAUUGCAGGUGUAUUAAUCAACAAAUCGGCCACGAAAACCUCGCAGAAGGGAACCUCCUACUGCAUCUGGAAGAUAAGCGAUCUGUCCGACGACCUAAGGACCGUCUCGGUUUUUUUAUUCAGUAACGCCUACAAGCAACUGUGGAAAACCAUCGUCGGCAGCGUGAUAGGUAUUCUCAAUCCGAACGUGCUCGAGAGCAAGGACAACAUCGAUCAGGCGACGCUGUCGAUCGACAAUCCUCAGAAGCUGAUGGUUCUCGGCAGGUCCAAGGACAUGGGCAAAUGCAAGUCGGUCAAGAAGAACGGGGAUCCGUGCACCGCGGUCGUGAACACAAGCCGAUGCGAGUACUGCGUCUAUCACGUUAAGCAGGAGUACAAGAAGUGCGCGCGACGGCCGGACAUACAGUCGAGCAACACCAGCUACGGAUUCACCGGCGACGCGAUAAAACGCAUGAAUAGCAGGCAGUCCGCUACGCGAAAGCCUUACGACGGAUUGGCGUCGUUCGUACCGGUGCUGGCCAAACGCAACGAGGAGCUGUACGAGAAGGACCGCGCGCGUUUGGAAUUGUUGUCCGAGAGCACUUCGAAUAACAGUAUUAAGAAAGUAAAAAGCGAUCCAAAUCAGGACGUGGACACUAAGACGAAAGGGAUAUCUGUCGAGCUGACGAAUAAGCAGUCGAGAAAAGAUUUUGAACGACUGAACAGACUAAGGAAUUGGCAGCCCUCAAAGCAAUUAAUGGUACAAUCGACGCCUAACGGGCCAGUUUUGUGCUCCGGUCCAGCGCGAUUGAAAGAAAGCAAUCCUGUGCCAGUCAAAUCUCCAAGCAGUCACACGGGCAAGAUCAGUUUGGCUUCUCUAGCUUCGUCACGCCCGCGACUCGGAGCGGGAUGUAAUCGGGAUACAAUAGAUUUCUCCGAACCGAUCACCAAACAGCAGAUCCGUAACGCCAAGAUGAACGCGAUCAAGUGGGUGCAAGAGCACGGACAGAUCAAAGCGAAGAAUCCGAAUGAGAUCCGCGCGAAAGAAAAACUGGAGAACAACGCGAAGCGUAAGAGGGGAGCUGACGAGACGGAAGAGCGGAGCGCGAAAAAAGCGAGCAUAAGCGACAAAUUCAAAGAGAUGCUAGAAGCCAAGUCCUCGCACACAGAUCUGAUCGAGAAGUUGUACGACGAGGAGAAGGAGAAGUACUUCAACAAGCUGGAGGCGAAGGAGAGAAUGGAGGAGAAGAUGAUGAGCACUUUCAAGAUCAAUUGCAAAGCUGUGACGUGUGCGGUAUGCAAGUACACGGCGUUCUCGGCGUCGGACAUGUGCAAGGAGCAGAGACACCCGUUGCGCGUGACCGACGCCGUCAAGAGAUUCUUCAAGUGCACCGACUGUGGCAAUCGGACUGUCAGCCUGAACCGUAUGCCGUCGCACAGCUGCGGCAAGUGCAGCGGCUCGAAUUGGGUCAGGGCGGCGAUGAUGGACGAGAGGAAGACCGCGAUCGCCGCAGAGACCCUGUCCAUCCGCGGCGCCGAGGAAAAGUUCCUGGGUUCUGCGGUGAAAGAUGCCAAUCUCAACCUUCUAGUUCCCGAUGGGGAUUAACAUGUCAAUCUGAUUGCUCGCAAUAUUAUUUUUGAAAUGAGUAUUUAUAGAAGAGAAAUGAAAUGAUGAUUGAGAAGAGAUUAGAAACGCAAACUGGUGCCACGUAACACGUGUUUUAUGCAGCGUGAAGGUAAAGUAUUUGUAUAUAAAUUAAACGCAGAUGCUGAAAUGUGCUGCGAUACCGUUGCCUGUACGUCAAUUUAAUUAGUAUUUUUUAAUAUUUGCUGUACGAUGAAGAUAGAAAUUCAAGCUACAACUUGCCGUCUGAAUUAAUGUUCGAAACUCCUAAUUAUCAUCGGUUAAAAUAAAAGAGACGUGAAUUUUGCGAAUAACCGCGACUGAUAUCUUACUCCUAUAUUUUGUAUCUUAGAAUCUACAAAUGCAAAACAUUUGAUAUCCUUUUGUUUAUUGUCAGUAUUAUCAGUUUUCUUCUUUUUUUUUUCAUUUUAUGAAAUGUACAAAUAUAAAGAAAUCCUAAAGAGUGUAUCUCUUGCACAUUUCCGAAAUGAAAUACAUCGAAUUCUCUCCGUCCGAAAUGUACACAGCGAGCAGAAACGUUUUGAUAUACAGCCAGGUACAACAAUCGUAUAAAAACCAUUAUGUCGUCUCGACUACGUUCUUCACUAAAUUACGUUCGUUUGAAAUUUACGUUUAGGCUGAGGUCAUCACUGUCUUCCUGUUCGAUAGAACCUUUUUAUAUACUUUUCUCGUGAACGAGAAAAGUGCUUCUUCCCUCUUUAUAAACAGGAUACGAACAGUCUAAAUGAAGGUGGACAUCAGUAAGUUUCUAAAUAUGAAGAACUGUGAUUGGGGUCCGGAAGCAUCGCGUUGACAUAAACCACCAUGAGGUCAACGUUAAAAUACCUAUUGUUUAUAUAAUGUGCAAAAUGCAACAGUUGAGAGUAAUUGAUCUCUGAUACAAUUUUCCGCGAGGUGUUAUGCCAGUGUAACAGUUCCGGACUCUAAUAACCAUCUGUUUGUAUGAGAAACAUAGAUUGUAUUUUUUCACUCAUGUACUGUUUAAUAACCUAUGGUUGUCCAGUUCUAUUCGGCAUUUUAUAUUACGAUGACACACGUUUACUCUCUUCCUUUUUAUAUAAAACUUCGAAUAAAAUAUGCGUGAGAAAAGGAAGAUUAGAAAUAAUGCUUGACAAACUUCCAAGUGUUACAUGUGAGAUACUAAUUAAUGUUAUUCCAACAAAUCUUAUCUUUUGGAAUGCACUACGAUAAUACCGAUUUAUCGUAGCUCUCACAUACUACGUACAUAUGCAAUUGUUAAUUUUUGGACCGAAAAAUUAUUAAAUCAAUAAAGUGCAAAAUAUAUAUUUAUAUGUACAUGUAAUGAGAGAGAAUUGAUAGCGUUAUAUUUAAUCAUUAAAUUGUAUGCUGUAAAAA